AUGAUAGAUAGUUUAGUAAAGCAUAUAUUAAAUAACAAAUGUCUAAGAGUAAUAAUAUUCCAACAUGUAACUGGUAUUCAUCAACAACUAGGUCUUCAAGCUGUUAAAUCAAAAGAUUUAGAAUCAUUGUAUGAUUACAUCAAGUAUGGUCAAACUGAUCUUUUCAUCAAACACUUUGAUCGUUUACAUCAAUUGAUUCUAUUGUUACAAGUAAAAAAAUAUAGAAAGAUAAAGGAUCUUGACCUUUCUAUUAUAAAUAAAAGUAAUUAUAUUGAAAGAUUAUAUUGGAUAUUUGAUGUUGUAUUUGAAAAGAAUAAUCAUGUUGCAAUGAAAUAUUUAAUUGAUCGACUUGGUUCAACCAAACCACUACUAGACUUUAAAUCAUACAAACCAAACUUUACAACUCAUUGCUAUAAAUUCACAACUGAAAUGUUCUAUGUAUUAAGAGAUUCAAACUUUUCAACUGUUAUACCGUUCCUUCAAAAUGAAAUGAUCAAUGUAGUGGUUAAACUUUGUGACAGUGAUCAAUUGGAAUCAUAUCUAUCUAAAUUGGUUAACCCAAAUCUAUCAUCACCAACACUACGUCAUCCCUUUCAAAGUUCAUUUUCAUAUUUAUUUGCCAACAACAACAACAAGGAUAUUAUCAAUACUCUUAUUAGAAUGAUAGAUAUAUUUAAAAGAUAUUCAAUCAAUGUUAUUGGAGAUGUAUUGAUUGGAGCGGUGGAGAGCAAUCAUUUGAAGAUUAUAAAGUGGAUCGUCGAGAAUGUACCAAAUGACGAGUUGGUUGCAUAUUGUCAAGAUCAUAUUAUAUCAAAUGUAAUCGAAACACAUGGUAAAAAAGAGGUGCUAGAAAUGUUAUCAAUAUCAGACAAUCCAACCCGUGCUGAUUGGAUCGGCACAAAUGCUAUUAGACAAGGAAAUCUAGAUUUCGUAGAGUGUAUUUUAAAGACACCACUUGAUAAUAGUCAUGUCAUUAGGAUGUUGGUCGAUACUAUUGUCUAUGGUCGAUUGGAUUGCUUUGAAUUGAUUCUAUCUAGAAAAUAUCAGCAAGAGCAUUUACAACUAGAUGAUCGGAUUAUCAUUGGAGAUAUUCCUCCAGAAUGUUUUUCAGUUGGUUUGGUCACAAGAUUAGUCGGUUUGGGAUUCAAUGUACAGCUUUCCGAUGGCAUGCUAGCGACAGCUAUCCAAGUCAAUCAACUAGAUACCUUGAUCGGUAUGGAUUCUCCACAACUACCACUACGCUUCGAAAACUUUAUCAAACUACUCGGCUAUGCAAUAGAAUGUAACAGUCUAUCUUCAAUCGACAUCCUACUGCACCAUCCACGAUUCAAAGGUCUUUCAGAUUCCACCAUCAUCGACAUUCAUUGUAUCACACUACAUACUAUCCCAACGAUUGAAUAUUUAAUUGCCUCAUCAAUAAUUAAAUUCAAUUGGGAUUCCUCCUCUCCCGUCGAUUACGUGUUGGUCGCCAAGGUUAUUCGUUCGGUUUAUAGACCCGACAUUAUUGAUCACAUUCAGUUGGUUGGUAUAUUUUUAUUGGCAAAUGAUAUAGAAUGGUUGUUUGAUCAAAAAAUCAUCACACCUAGUUCAAUAUCGAAACUAUUAGACGGCGAUAGGAGUAGUGUAUUGGCUAAUCUAUUCAACAUUGCAUGCCAAGCUGGACAUUACAAAGCUUUGGAUUAUCUUUUCGACAAUUGUUCAACCUACCAAAUCGCCAAUCAUUUGUCAUUGACGAGUUUAGCACAAAUAACAGAUGACCAACAGUUUGAACGAUUUUGGACAAAGAUAGGUGCCAUGACAGAAACUGGAAUUGUUUCCUCCACUGUUCGUAUUAUCAGUCAAAUUAUUUUGUCUCCAAAAGAUAUUCAAUGUAACCCUAAAAGAGCAAAGUUUAUGGUUGACAUUUAUGGUACCCUAUAUCGUAGUAGUCAAAAGAAUAAUAAUAAUAAUGCGGUGAUGAAACCAAUAGGGUGUCCCUCAAUACUAGCCCUUGACCAUCAUCGUUUUGUUCACUAUCCAACUCUAAUCGAGGUGUUUUGCAACUCUCAAAAAGUAGAUUGGAUUGAUAAUUAUUCGAUUCAAGAUCGAUUGAUAAUCUUUCAAAAGGCAAUCGGUUUUGGUUAUAUCCUUCCUAUCCCAAAGUUUUUAGAUAAUAAUUAUAACAAUAAUGCUAAUGGUCAAUCCAAUCAAAAAGAUAAAUGUACUUUAAUGUAA
This is a messenger RNA of Cavenderia fasciculata, 2214 nucleotides long. RefSeq lists its product as uncharacterized. Lineage: Eukaryota; Evosea; Eumycetozoa; Acytosteliales; Cavenderiaceae. Bases 1 to 2214 code for a protein of 737 amino acids. The record is from RefSeq and is a predicted model, not a curated record. The transcript is spliced from 2 exons.